AUGGCACUUGUUAGACAACGCCGGAACCUCAAUCUCCGCCUUCCUUUGCCAGACAACGCCGACUGCCGCCCUCGCUUCCCACUCCCACUCCCCCCAACUUUGCUCUCCUCCUCCGCCGCCACAACCACCACCACAUCGCAAGAAAUCGACCGCCUCUCCGACCUUGAGAAAGUCAAAGUCCUCGGCCACGGCAAUGGCGGCACAGUUUACCAAGUCCGUCACAAGCGCACCUCUGCCGUCUACGCCCUCAAAGUUAUUCAUGGAGACUGCGACACCACUGUCCGCCGCCAGAUCUUCCGCGAGAUAGAGAUCCUCCGCCGUACCGACUCUCCCUUCAUUGUGCGGUGCCACGGGGUUUUUGAGAAACCCUCCGGUGAGACCUCGAUCCUCUUGGAGUACAUGGACGGGGGCACGCUCGACUCUCUCCUUAAAUCUCGUGGAAAAUUCUCAGAGCUUUCACUCUCCACCAUCGCUCGCCAAGUCCUCAAUGGUCUCAACUAUCUUCACUCCCAGAAGAUCGUCCACAGAGACAUCAAGCCUGCGAAUCUUCUUGUGAAUCAGAAGAUGGAGGUCAAGAUUGCAGACUUCGGGGUCAGCAAGAUCAUGUGCCGUACGCUCGAACGCUGCGACUCUUAUGUGGGUACCUGUGCAUACAUGAGCCCUGAGAGGUUCGAUCCAGACACCUACGGUUCGAAUUACAACGGUUACUCUGCGGAUGUCUGGAGUUUGGGGCUUACGCUAUGGGAGCUCUACGUGGGUCACUUCCCCUUGCUAUCUCCAGAGCAGAGACCCGAUUGGGCCACGCUAAUGUGCGCCAUAUGUUUCGGAGAACCACCGAGCUUACCCGACAGUUCUUCGGAGGAGUUUCAGAGCUUCAUCAAUUGUUGUUUGCAGAAGAAUUCCAGUAAGAGAUGGAGUGUUUCGCAGCUCUUAUCGCACCCUUUUAUCGUCAAGGAUCGGGGAUCUGAAAAUUGA
Messenger RNA from Telopea speciosissima, 975 nucleotides. Its product is annotated as mitogen-activated protein kinase kinase 9-like. Gene Ontology annotation, biological process: protein phosphorylation. The transcript has a single exon. The record is from RefSeq and is a predicted model, not a curated record. Gene Ontology annotation, molecular function: ATP binding; protein serine/threonine kinase activity. Bases 1 to 975 code for a protein of 324 amino acids. Gene Ontology annotation, cellular component: cytoplasm. Lineage: Eukaryota; Viridiplantae; Streptophyta; Magnoliopsida; Proteales; Proteaceae.